AUGGAAGAAGCUCGGGCAAUGCUGGAUGCCCUCAUGGGCCCAAGCCGCAACCAAGCCAGCAAGGACACCGAGACACCAGACUUUGCAGACGAAAAGGUUUGCAAGAACUUUUUGGUUGGAUUCUGCCCUCACGACUGGUUCACUACAUCCAGGCGCAAGAUGCCUCCCUGCAAUAAGAUCCAUUCGGAGGUGCUCCGUGACACGUUUGAGGCCCAUCCCGAGGUUGUCAAGUAUCGGCGCACCUUCGAAGAGCAGUUCCUGAAGUACCUGGAACGAGUCACACGUGAGUGCGACAUGUUCAUUGGUCGGGAGAAGAUUAAAUGUCGGCCGAAAGGUUCGGGAGGCGUAACCACGCGAAUGCCGCCGGACGUGCAAGAAAAGUACGAUGCCUUGCAGAAGGAGCACCAGAAAUUGGUGAAGGAGGCUGAGGAAAAGGCAGAUGAGUCUCUCAGCCGAAGUGAGGAGCUGACCCGGCAGGCUCUGGAGGUGGAGCAGGAGCUGAAUGAUUAUCAGAAGCGCUACCGGUUUGAGUUUCCUGGUGAAGAGGUUUGUGAGGUGUGCGGUGUUCGCUAUGCUUCGCAAGCGGCGGACAAUCCAGAUUGGCACGAGCGUGCCUCACACCUCAACGGCAAGAUGCACCAUGGCUGGUUGCAGAUUCGGCAGAAAUUGCAGCAGCUGAAGGAGAAAGAGCGCUUGUGGGAGCGCGAGGAUUAUCGAGAGGAGCAGGAGAAGGCGAACGGCGAAACGCUCGCGGAGCCGAAGGUCCGGCAAGCCGUCGAAGAGGAGACAGCGUCGACCCAGCUCCUCUGCAUCAAAGCAUGCAAGGAAUACAAGGAAUACAAGGCACAAGAAUCGGAAGUCCAGGGCACGUCAGUGGCGAAAGGGCUUUUCUAUUUGAUUCCAAGGUUGCAGCUUCACAGCCAGGCUGAAGAGAGGGAGAUGUUGCAACGAGAGCAUCAGAAGGUGUGGGAAGAUCUGCAGCAGUACCGGCAAAAGCAUAACGACAAGGAGAGAAACUUGCGGGCAUUUGUGCGGUUGGCGCAAGAUGCUUUCUCCAUGGUAACGGAGCUUCAGGAGAAUUUCGUGGAGCAGACUCGCCGAUACCAGGAGUUGUCACAGCAUGUUCGCGCCCAGCAGCAAGAGAUGCAGCAGGAUAUCUUGGAGGCGGAGCAGGUGGCUGCUCUCUCCCUGCAAUGCGCCGGCGAGCUGAAGAGUGUUCUAGGUCACGCACGUGAUAUGAGUUCGGCUGGGGAGGAGCAAUGGAAGCAAGAUGCCCACCGACUGCAAGAGCAACUGCACAACCUCCAUGCGAACCAUCGAGAAGCAGCUAGAACUGUGCGUGAGUUUCGCCAGGCAGAUGAUGCAAGAAAGCAGGAGGAGGAUCGUCGAAGAGAGGAGCAGGCGAAGCUGGCCGAAGAGAGGAAGAAAACGAUGAUGGAGCGCCACGGACUCGUCACCAGCCCAAACAUCAUCAGGCAGAUGGCGCAGGCCAUGGUUGGCAUUGAGGUGGACAAGAUUGUGUCGAACUUGGUUUUCUGCUGCACUGCUUCAUGCUGGGAUUUGCGCAUUCGCAAGGACCAGAAACACCGACGAGAGAAGCCAGACGGGGUCUCGGCAUGCACCGUGAAUAAGAGAAAGACGGUUGAUGAGAUGAUGAUGCCGAUCACUGCCACAGGCAUAGCAACAAACCAGGUCAAGCUCCAAUGGUCCAAGGCGCCGUACAGGGAAUGGUCGGAGAAGUGCUCCUGCGACCUGUCGCAGGUCAUGAGCUUGGGAUAUGCCUUCGCUGCCCGAGCGACGUGGCUCUUCCCGGACCAGGUGUCCCCGCAUCAUUGUUUCUCGUUGCAAACUCCAGCCCGUUCCUUCGACUUCAUCUGUUUUUCCGACAACGAUGUGGAGGCUUUGGUGCUGGUGAUCAGCAGGCUGUGCACUAGGAUCCGCGGCUGGCCCCUGCAUGGCGGCGUGAGCUCCCACGCGAAGUGCGCCAUGUUCGGUGUGUUUUACGUGUUUGUUCGUGUCGAUUGCAGCCUGGCUUUGACUUGUUACGCAGCCGUUCUGACAUGGUAUAAGCAAACAUGUAAUGGCCGGUCUUUCUGCCGUGACAUGCAAAUCCAACUGUAG
Messenger RNA from Symbiodinium sp. CCMP2592, 2121 nucleotides. NCBI's taxonomy places the organism in Eukaryota, Dinophyceae, Suessiales, Symbiodiniaceae. The record is from the annotation of a GenBank genome assembly.